AUGCGAUCCACCACUGGGAGGCAGCAACGGGCUAAAAACACAGAGCUGGAUGACAGUGAGAAAACAGGUAAACUUAGUCUAUGUAUUCCUUAUGUACUCCUUUUCCCGAUGUUUGAUUCAAUGUAAGAUGGUAUAAAUGUCAUUGGUCAUAGCAACAGGUCAUGAAAAGGUGAAAAAAAAUGAGGCCACUGUGUUUCCCAACAAGAGUAAAAGUUUUGACAAAAUUUAUGAGAAAAACAAUUGUAGUUCUGGUAAAGGACAGGAAAAUCAUGGGAGGUAAAGUAACUCAUCUUCAUGUUCUUCCUCAGGGAGCAGAGAGGAGAUGCUGCUGAUGUUAGUGUCCCUGCUCUGUUGUGUCUGCUCAGCAGAGACUUGUCUGCAGUGUGACAGCAAGAUCAGACUCCUCCAUGAAGAUUUCGCACUGUCUGCUUCAACUGUGGACGAUCAGAUAGAGCUGAAGAAGAUUUGUGACCAUGCUUAUGUGACCUACAGAGACACCAGCAGGCAUAGGAAGGGGGUCAUUGGUAGGAGUAAAGCCUAAUUUGAAAUAGUAUUACUGUAGGGUGUCGUGGUAAUUCUUAGAAAUCAACUUAUGGGUCAUAUCUUGUCAUUCAUUUACAUUAUACAUAAGUUCAAGUUUUUAAACCUACCUCAGUUUAAUUUUUCAAAGCACCGCUCAUACAAGCAUUGACAAUAACAGACAACAUGUUGCAAGAUUUAAAAUUUUACUGCACUAAAAUAAAAAGGUAAGGAAACAAGUCACAAAAAAUAUAGUCAAAAGUUUAAAAAAUUGAGUUAAUACUAGUUCAACCGAGGGUCUGGUAUUAAGGACCUUUAACACUUUGGCCAUCAUUUUAUUUCGGAUCAAAGUAUGAGUGAUUUGCUUGCGGUUCUACAGAUCCUACCACGCUGUACAGAGCCAGGACUGAGUACCAGAGUGAAUUUGACCACUUUUUGAAGAGCCAACACACAGGUAAGAAACCAAAUCAUACCUAUCAUGACAAAUUAUUCCAAAUAGAUGCACACAUGUUAGACUUUGAAUAAGAAAACAGUGUUGUCAUUAUAAUUUUUCUCUUAAUCAUCACCGUGAGAUUUUUAGUAUGACUUGGGGAUGAAACUUAAUGUUCAUCUUAUUUGAAGACAAAUCUUGUCCCUGUUUUUAAGGAUCUGUGACAUUUGAAGCCAUCAUGAUCAUGGAGAAGGGCAGGAGGAUCUUGGAGAGACACUUGGACACAUUCAUCCGUGAUGGUAGUAGACAUAAUAACGAUGAUUACUCUGCACAGUAUGAGGCAGAGCACUUUGCGUGAGUCACGACCUUGUACAAGAUGCAUUAUUUUCACGACAUUUGUUUGCCUGUCCCUCAGGAUUGUGCCCCAACAAGUGUGGUAAGUUUUUUCUGUCUGAUACCUUUCUCUGUAUUAAAUCCUUGUUGAUCCCCUGAAUGUAUGAACAUGUUUGCAGAGCACGUGUUGGUGCAUGUGUGUGUAUGUUUUGUGGUUUUCAGGGCUUUUGAGACGAAGAAUAAUGGAUUGCUUUUCUUGCCGCUACAAGAUAUACAUCUGUCCCUCUCCCACUGGCCAGCAGGAUUGUGGUGGUAUAUUUUUAGCUUUUUGUUUGUGUGUGUGUGUAUGGAUGUGCAUGUUGUAGCUGAGUGGGUGGGUGAGGGCUGGCUGUGCCUACUCAUUUUUAGUGGGAGUGCAUCACUGCAUGAGCAGCACAGGCUGUACAUGGAUGCACGCUGUCACGAGUGUGUAAAUGUGUUUCAAAGCGAGGCAGUGCUGCUGCCUGUCCAUGUGCAUGGCUAAUAAAAAAGAUUAUUCAAGUAAUCCUCAUGCGAAUGAAUGAAGUAUCUCUCUUUUUCUCUCCUCCCCCUCUUUCUACAGAGUACCCAGUGCAGGCUGAGGAGGGAGGCCAGGCUGUGUUGAAUUGUUUCCUGCCAUGGCAUCGUCUUCUCCUGAAAAGACCAGAGUACCAUUUUUCAUGGGCCCCUGGUGUUCCUGGAACUGAAAAGGUCCCUCUGCCAUCACUGGUUCCCUUUUGAGUGGAAAUUAGGAAGGAACGUAUCAGCAGUAGCUCAUGAUACUUUCCACUUUGCAGCCACUUUAUGCACUUCCUUAUCGCUGUUUAUAUGUCCUUUAUUUAUCUUCACAUCCUCAUUAUGGGACAUAUUUACUGUGUGACAGCUUCAGCACUUAGGUCUAACUUUUACUGUCAUCUGUGUGUGCAGCUGAGUGAGAGUGACUUCUGCACCUUGGUGGUGACAGAAGACUCAACUGUGAUCUUAAACCAGCUGCAUGUAAAUGAGCAGGGAACAUAUCGCUGCUCCUUGCAAGGCCGAAAUGGAACCAUCUUCUACAGAGUCACUUUCCUGCUCACUGGUAGAGUAAUGCUUUUGUGAUUUUGUAACUCUCUCCUCCCUGGUUUAAACAAGAAAUCACUCUCUCGCCUCCAACUAGUUCAGAAUGCAGCAGCUAGACUUUUAACUGGUUUUAGUCGACGGCAUCACAUCACCCCAAUUUUAGCCUCCCUUCACUGGCUCCCUGUCAGCUUUAGAAUUGAUUUUAAGAUUUUAUUGAUUACUUUUAAAGCGCUCAAAGGACUUACUCCGAGCAACAUUUCAGAGCUUUUAAUAUCUUAUGAGCCAACUGGCAGCCUCAGAUCCUCUGGCGAAGGCCUCCUGGUCGUUCCAAAGUCGAGGCUCAAGACUAAAGGGGAUAGAGCUUUCUCCAUCAGAGCUCCUCGACUUUGGAACGACCUGCCAGAGGAGAUAAGGCGCGCAGAGACAGUCGCUUCUUUUAAGUCAAUUUUAAAAACUCACUUUUACAGACUUGCCUUUAUGUGAUGCCAUCUUUCAUCUUUUAUUGCCUUUUACCGCUUUUAUUUUUCUCCUUUUUCUUUUACCUCUUUCACCUCUUUCUUAUUUAGACUUACUGCCUUUUUAGCCUUUGUUUUACUUAUAAUCUUUUUAUUGAUUUUAAUGUUUUCAUUUUCCUUUAUUUUAUAUAUAUAUAUUUAAUUCCACUUUAUCAUUUAUAUUACCAUCAUUUUAUUUUAUUAUGAUUUUAUUAUUAUUAUUAAUAUCCUCUUUCAUACUUACUAGCCUGUUCUCUUCCCUCCUUUUCUAUUUCUUUUUUUUUUUGCUUUUAUUUUGGUCCUCAUGGUCCCAUUUAUUUUGUAGGGUUCUUGUAUUGCCUGGGUUUCUUACGAAAAGUGAAACAGGCCUACAAUUCAGAGGCCUGUUUUUAACUGAGCUUUUGUUUUUAUGUGUUUUUAUUUUCAAUGUGCUGAUGCUCUGUGCUUACAACUGUUGUCUAAGCACUUUGUAAACUUCUGUUUUUAAAGGUGCUAUAUAAAUAAAAAUUAUUAUUAUUAUUAUUAUUAUUAUUAUUAUUAUUAUUCAUCAAACGUCAGAUCAUUUACCUCUAAAAGGGCAGGGUGACCUCACAUUUGAAUUGAUCUAGGAGUUCACAAAGCAGUUGCCAAGAAAGAGAUCAAGCUCUCCUACCAUUAUUCUUACUCAACACUCAACAGCACAAAUUCAAUAAAAAAUAGGUCCAUAAGGCAAAUCAGAGAGGCAAAACCAAAAGAUGGAGGCAGGUAGACAGUUUAGGGGAAAGGCUAGAAAGCUGGAUAUAAUACCACAGAAGUCAAUAAAUGAAUAUGUGUCGAAUGAGGGGGGUAAGCUGAAAGUUUGGAGUGAGAUAGGGAGGUUUAGGUGAAAGGUGAGACAGACUGCGAGGCAGGAAGAGACAGGAAGCCCAGUCCCAACCUCUGCACAAAUUCACUUAAAAAUCUCUUACUGCUGGGGGAGUGAGUGCUUUGUGCUAUCCCACAGUCAAAUCAUCAAGAUAAGUUUCUGACACAGACUGCACACCUGCUACAAACCUGCAUAUUGGCAGACUCUCCUGGGGUAUUUUUUUACAGCUCAUGGCAAACUUAGUGAUGUAAAGAAAGUCUACCACAGCCCAACUCGGCAAGAAAAUGCAUGUUUGUAUAUUAAUACAAUAUUUGAUGAUCUAAUAAUGGAUAAGACAGGGACAUUAUGGGUUUUCUGACCUAUGCCAGUUCGUAUGAAUGCUUUAAUAUAUUUGAUGGCUUUAUUUCAAACGUGUAAUAAAUUUGACAUGUAGGUAAAACAAUAAAAAAACAAGAAAGAAGAGAAAAGCGAAAGAAAAAAUCACAGUCAACACUGACACAACUCAUUUAACAUGUAGGAAACAGAGUUAAAUGGAGUACAGACGUAUUUAAUUCUUCUCCUUUGUUUGCAAGUAUGUAUCAAAUGCAGUUACUGGUACACACUGAAGGUCAGCUUUUUUCCUUCUUUGUUGUGACACAGCUUGUUUCCAGGCAAUGUGUAAUCUAGUGUGUGGACUCAUUCACUCAUGUGCCGGUUGUCUGAUGACGGAAAAGUCAGUCAAGGUUCAUUGCUUCAGCUUUAGAGAGGAGGAUUGGGAGUAGGCUGGUCAGAGAUAAGAUAGGUAACUACUAGAGAAAAUCUGCAGAGGUAUACCUGUUUUGAUUUAAGGGGCGGAUGUCUUCUGACUUUUUUUGUUUUCCUGUAGUUUUUAAAAUUUUUUCUGUGCUGCGGUGCCCCUUCCAUGUAGGUCAUAAGUCAAACUAAAUACUAUAAGAUCAAAAAAAAUAUCGUGGUUGUUUUGUUUUUUUUACCUCCGCCAAGGAGGUUAUGUUUUCAGUAGCGUUGGUUUGUUUGUUAGUUUGUUUGUCUGUUAGCAACUUUACGGAGAAAGUAACAGACGGAUUGAACUGGUCUCAGCCCCAGGAGGAUCCCAUUACAUUUUGGUGGUGAUCCGGAAUUUUUUGAAGGAUUCUUUAUCAUUGUGAGUUAGGGCAAAUUUUUGAAUUUUUGCAUUUAACUCUAUAAAAAUGGUCAGAGUCUUUAGUAAAAAAUGACACAAAGGAUCUCAAUGAGUUUUAUGAGGUGUCAAAGGUUGAUCCUGAUCCAGACAAAAUUCUGGAUACUGUGAUCCAGAACACACAAAAAUAAGGGUGUGGUUGGAAUUUUCAAUGCUGAAAGACAACCAAUGACGAUACAAGGAAGUGUACGCUUACAAAUAUUGCAUAAUAAAUCAUGCAUUUAUGUAUCUAAUAUGAGCUUUGUUGUUUUAGGAACAUUAUGAACAGUGAACAUACCAGUUUAAACACAAAUAAAAGUUAAUAAAAGACACGUAACAGUAAAAACUUUGGUGUGAAUCACAAUAUAAGGGGGGACAUGAGCUGCUUGGCGGAGGUCUGCGCUCUCCAAGUGCUUUUCUAGUUAGAGUAUAAGGACCAGCAAUGUUAUUCUUUCUAAAAUAAGAGUGAUUGAACUUUCCAUAACUUUAAGUGUCAGUUUCAGCUGGAUUCAAGAAUUUAUUCUGCUGUAUGUGUGCCAACCUGAAGGACCUUUGCUGUUUCACCACAUGUUAAAUGUGGUUUGGUUGGUUGAAGGGGUGGGACAUGGAUCCCACAGCCCCAAGAGCGGAUCUCCACAGUGCAGACUGCUGUUAAAAAAAGAUCCAAGACAUAGGCUUCCCAUAGGGGAUUGUUGCUUAACUUUUGUACAGCCGAAAGAGGGAGAGACUUUGCACUAAGUCCAUGGUUCCUCACUGCUUACUUUUUAACUUUUUAAAGCAAAUUUUGGAUUUUACCAGCAGUCAUGCUGGGUUUAAAAGUAUAGACAUGGCCCGUUGUUAGUGUUACAUACCAAGUCAAAGAUCCUCUGUCCAUCUGUUUGAAGAUUAUUUCAGAAUUAAAUAAGUUUAUCAUCAUAAUGUAAGUUUAAAAGUCUAACAUCCUGUCUCUAAUAUUAUCUCUGCCCCUCAUGCCUCUUUUCCACAGUUACCCCUUUGUCCAACCAGACUCAUCGACCUGUCGUCACUUUGCCCGCUCUGCCUCACGGGGACGACCACUCACGUCUUCUACCUAUAGAUGACCUGCUGGUACCAGCCAUUGCCACGGUUACCGCCCUCGGUCUGGCAGCGAGCGUAGGCCUCGCAGUCAUCCUGGGGUAAGAGAAAUUGAGUGGGUGGAGGGGACAAAGAGCGAGGGUGAGGGGGUAGCCGGAAAGGUGGGGGAGUGAAGAGUGACAGAACGGUCAGAAUGAGGCAAGAUGGAGGAAGCGGCUGUGUGGUCAUAGUAAAAAGAUUGACUCAUACUUUUGAGGCUUGGGUUUAUGUCACAUGAAGCAACAAUAGAUUGAAAAUAGAUUUAUUGUUUACAAUUGAGCUGAUUACAGCUGUUCCCUCGGCAAGUAUGUCUCUUCUUAGGGGAAAUGAUGUCAGUUACUGAAUACAACAGUUGACAAGUGUUAACUCAGAUUUCUAUUACGUAAAGGUCACACAAAGGCAGGUUAUUCAGGGUUUUUUGCCUGUUUUUGUAUUAAUACAGGACUCAAAUGAGUAAUUGCUGUGUUUGUGAUCCGUGUAGACUGCUGAUAUAUCAGAGGAAAGCCAUGAAGAGGUCAUGA
Xyrichtys novacula (pearly razorfish) is the source of this 6466-nucleotide messenger RNA. The record is from the annotation of a GenBank genome assembly. NCBI's taxonomy places the organism in Eukaryota, Metazoa, Chordata, Actinopteri, Labriformes, Labridae.